Messenger RNA from Orycteropus afer afer, 1728 nucleotides. It is a transcript of the gene WSCD1, whose product is annotated as WSC domain containing 1. The record is from RefSeq and is a predicted model, not a curated record. Lineage: Eukaryota; Metazoa; Chordata; Mammalia; Tubulidentata; Orycteropodidae. The transcript is spliced from 8 exons. Gene Ontology annotation, molecular function: sulfotransferase activity. The coding region runs from base 1 to 1728 and encodes 575 amino acids.
AUGGCCAAACCUUUCUUCCGACUCCAGAAGUUUCUCCGCCGAACGCAGUUCCUGCUCUUCUUCCUCACGGCCGCCUACUUGAUGACCGGCAGCCUGCUGCUACUGCAGCGGGCCAGAGUGGCCCUCCCACAGGGCCCCCGGGUGCCCAGCCCCCUGCAGGCCUUACCCGUGGCUGCUGUGGCCCUGGGCAUGGGCCUGCUGGACAGCAGAACCCUGCACGACCCCCACGUCAGCCAGGAGCUGCUGCUCGGCGUGGACGUGCUGCGGAGCCCCCUGGCCCGGCCCCGGCCUGGCCCCCGCUGGCUGCGGAGCCGCAACUCCGAGCUGCGCCAGCUGCGGCGGCGCUGGUUCCACCACUUCAUGGGUGACACCCAGGGGCCACCUGCCCUGGGCCCUGAAGCCCCAAGGCCAGCCACUCACAGCCAAGGUACAUACAUCGGGUGCUUCAGUGAUGGCGGCCAGGAGAGGACUCUGAAAGGGGCUGUGUUUUAUGACUUGAGGAAGAUGACCGUCUCCCACUGUCAGGACGCCUGUGCAGAGCGGUCCUAUAUCUACGCCGGCUUGGAGGCCGGAGCAGAGUGUUACUGCGGGAACCGACUCCCGGCAAUGAGCGUCAGGCUGGAGGAGUGUAACCAUGAGUGCAAGGGGGAGAAGGGCUCAGUGUGCGGGGGCGUUGACCGACUCUCUGUGUAUCGCGUGCAAGAGCUGCAGCCUGGCUCCAGGAAGCGGAGGACCGUCACGUACCGUGGGUGCUUCCGACUGCCAGAGAAUGUCACACACACCUUCCCUGACUCCCUGAUACAGGCCAACGUGACUGUGGACACGUGCACAGGCUUCUGUUCCCAGAAAGAGUUCCCCUUGGCUAUCCUCAGGGGCUGGGAGUGCUACUGUGCUUACCCUACACCCCAGUUCAACCUGCGGGAUGCAGUGGAUGGCUCACUGUGCAGCCAGGAGCCUGAGAUACAGCAGCUGGGGGGUUACUGCGAGGUCUACCAGACACCUGUGCAAGACACUCGCUGUACAGACCGGAAGUUCCUGCCUACCAAAUCCAAAGUAUUUGUGGCUUUGUCAAGCUUCCCGGGAGCUGGAAACACAUGGGCCCGGCACCUCAUCGAGCACGCAACUGGAUUCUAUACAGGCAGCUACUAUUUUGACGGAACCCUCUACAACAAAGGGUUCAAGGGUGAGAAGGACCACUGGCGGAGCCGGCGCACCAUCUGCGUGAAGACCCAUGAGAGCGGCAGGAGGGAGAUUGAGAUGUUUGACUCCGCCAUCCUGCUCAUCCGGAACCCCUACAGGUCCCUGGUCGCUGAAUUCAAUAGGAAGUGUGCUGGGCACCUGGGCUACGCAGCUGACCGCAACUGGAAAAGCAAAGAGUGGCCAGAUUUCGUCAACAGCUAUGCGUCAUGGUGGUCCUCACAUGUGCUGGACUGGCUUAAGUAUGGGAAGCGGCUGCUGGUGGUACACUAUGAGGAGCUACGACGCAGCCUGGUGCCCACGCUUCGGGAGAUGGUGGCCUUCCUCAACGUGUCUGUGAGUGAGGAGCGGCUGCUUUGUGUGGAGAACAACAAGGAGGGCAGCUUCCGGCGACGGGGGCGGCGCCCUCAUGACCCCGAGCCCUUCACACCAGAGAUGAAGGACCUGAUCAAUGGCUACAUCCGAACAGUGGACAAGGCCCUGCGUGACCACAACUGGGCCGGGCUGCCCAGAGAGUAUGUGCCCAGAUGA